AAGCUUGUCACAUUUUUAGGCUGGUUCUGGGUGGGCACACUAGGAACUAAGGUGAGAUAAAAACUUUUUUAAAUGCUACAAUGAGACAUUUUUAGACAGCAACAUGGUUUAUAAAUGAUUUCUGUAUAUACAUUUCAGGAUGACUACAGCCUUUAUGGCAUCCAAGCAUUUUCUAAUCAGUUUGGAAGGCAAGGUGGAUGUGUGGCAUUUCAUCUCUCUAUCCCAGCAUCACCCACAAUGGCUGAAAUACAAGAAAUGGCAGAUAAGCUGGAGAGUUCAACUGCUCGGGUUGUGGUGGUGUUUGCUACAGAAGGGCAGCUCCUAAAUCUGUUCUUAGAACUAGCUCAAAGGAAUGUGACCGGGAUACAGUGGAUAGCCAGUGAAGCCUGGGUGACCUCUAGCCGACUGGCCUCACCCCAGUUACUUCACCUUCUACAGGGAACACUGGGCUUCACUUUCCCCGGAGUCAACAUCCCAGGCUUGAAAGAGUUUCUUUUGAAUGUCCGACCCUCUCCCAAACCAGGAAUGGAAUUUUUCAAUAUGUUCUGGGAAGAACAUUUUGGUUGUAAGCUAGAGUUUGAAAGCCAAAGAGCCAAAGAGUAUGAAGCAGAUGAUUUUAAUGAUAAUGAUAGUUUUCGUUACAACCCAGGUUUCCAAAACAAUUCUCUUUAUAUGGUCGGAUUUAAUGUGGGACAAAAAAGUUUAUUUAACAUGUCAGCUUAUAAAGAUGGUGAAUAUGCUUUUGAAAAGCCUGUAUGCACAGGGUCAGAGGAUUUGAGAAACACUGACAGCAGUUAUAGUGAUGUAUCUCAGGUUCGAAUAUCCUACAAUGUGUAUAAAGCUGUGUAUGCCAUUGCCCAUGCUCUGCACAAUUUUUUGAACUGCGAUUCAGCAGGACCUAGCGGGGGAUUGUGUGAGAAACACAGCUCAUUUUCAAAUGGUCAGUUUCUUCAUCAUCUGAAAAUGGUAAAUUUCACCAACCAGUUUGAUGAGAAAGUGUAUUUUGACUCCAAUGGAGAGCCAGUCCCUCUUUAUGACAUUAUUAACUGGCAGAAGGACAGCAAGGAUGAAAUCAGAUUUAUCAAAGUUGGAUCCUAUGAUGGUUCAGCACCACAGAGAGAGCAGUUGCAGAUAAUAAAGAACAGUAUUGUAUGGACAAAAGGACAGUUACAGGUUCCUGUAUCUCAGUGUAGUGCUCCAUGUCCUCCCGGCAGCAGGCAGGCCACACGCCAAGGAGAGCCCAAAUGCUGCUUUGACUGUUUGCCCUGUGCAGAUGGAGAGAUCAGUAACAAGACUGGUUCUACUGAGUGCACAAAAUGUCCUGAGUACUUCUGGUCAGACAAAGACAAGGUGAAAUGUGUUGCAGGGGAAGAAGAAUUCCUCUCUUUCUAUGACACCAUGGGUAUCGUCCUGGUUGCACUCACCCUGCUUGGAUUCAUCCUGACAUCCAUCAUCACAAUUAUUUUUCACAGUUUCCGCUAUACACCCAUUGUCAAGGCCAACAACUCAGAAAUAAGUUUCUUGCUUCUUCUGUCACUCAAGCUCUGUUUCCUGUGUUCUUUGGUGUUCAUUGGUCAGCCGUCUUGGUGGACAUGUAGGCUCCGCCAAGCAGCAUUUGGGAUCAGCUUUGUCCUGUGUCUCUCUUGCUUACUUGUUAAGACCAUUGUGGUCCUCCUGGCUUUCCGGACUGGCGUAUCUGGUUCCAGGGGUUGGAAGCUGUUUGGAACAUCUCAGCAGAGGAUUCUGAUCAUCUGUACGACAGCUCCUCAGAUUUGUCUCUGUUCUGGCUGGGUGUUGGGAGCACCUCCCUUUCCAUUCAGGAACCCAAACUACCAAGCUUUAACUGGAAAAAUUGUUGUGGAGUGUAAAGAGCCAUGGCCUCCUGGAUUCUACCUGCUCCUUGGUUACAUUGGCCUAUUGGCCUUUGUCUGUCUUCUCCUGGCAUUCUUUGGACGAAAGCUACCGGACACGUUCAACGAAGCAAAGUUCAUCACCUUCAGCAUGCUGAUUUUCUGGGCUGUGUGGAUUUCUUUCAUCCCAGCUUAUGUCAGUUCUCCUGGGAAAUUUUCUGUGGCAGUGGAAAUAUUUGCUAUCUUAGCAUCCAGUUUUGGAUUGUUACUGUGUAUUUUUAUUCCCAAAUGUUACAUUAUUUUACUGCACCCUGAGAGGAAUAUUAAGAAAGGGAUGACUGGAAAAUAUCAAAGAUGAACAUUUGUAUUUUCAGUGUUUUUCAGGGUAAUUAAUAAAAUGCUCACAUUUGAAUUUGAAGCUAAAUAAAAUACUAUAUGAGAGAUGUCUUUGUGAGAUGUCUUUGUGAUUCUGGAUAGUGUUUUUAAAAUAUGUUCAGCUGGAAGCUGGUUCCAUAGAAGAGGGACCUGAAAACUGAAGGCUCUGCCUCCCAUUCUACUUUUAAACA
Molecule: messenger RNA, 2416 nt
Organism: Oreochromis niloticus (Nile tilapia)
Lineage: Eukaryota; Metazoa; Chordata; Actinopteri; Cichliformes; Cichlidae
Product: extracellular calcium-sensing receptor
Exons: 8
Coding region: 115-2208 (697 amino acids)
Biological process (GO): G protein-coupled receptor signaling pathway
Cellular component (GO): plasma membrane
Molecular function (GO): G protein-coupled receptor activity
Source: RefSeq, a predicted model, not a curated record